AUGGGAGAAGGUCAUGUGGAUUUCCUGAUGGAAACAUUCAUCAUGUUUAAGGACCUCAUGGGAAAUGUCUUCGCUGCUGACUGGAUGAACAUGAACCUGGUGCAGAUGCAGGUCUUUCAGAGGGCCAUCAACCAGUACUCUGAUGUGCUCAACAUGUAUUUCUUGGACCAGGCACAUUUUAAACUACAGCUGUGGAAUAACUACUUUCAUUUGACCGUGGCAUUUCUCACCCACAAGACACUGCAGCUGGAGUCAUUCUCUCAGCAGAAAAGGAAUAAGAUACUGAAUAAAUAUGGAGACAUGAGAAAAACGAUGGGUUUUAAGAUCAGAGAUAUGUGGUACAAUCUUGGUCCACACAAAAUGAAGUUCAUCCCUGCCAUGGUUGGACCCAUUUUAGAGGUCACGCUGGUGCCGGAGCAUGAACUGAGGAAAGCCACCAUCCCAAUCUUCUUCGAUAUGAUGCAGUGCGAGCACAACUUCAGCCCCGGACGCACGUUUGAAACGUUUGAGAACGAACUGAUAACAAAAUUAGAUCAAGAGGUAGAAGGAGGCCGAGGGGAUGAGCAGUACAAAGCCUUGCUGGAGAGAACGCUACGUGAGCAUUGCAGGCGUCACAGAUACCUGUCUCAGUCAGGAGAGGAGCUGGCUCUGCUGCUCAGCAGCCUGCUAGAGAAUCUCCUGGCAUACCGCACCAUCACGCAUGACGAAAGUCCUGAGCACCGUAUGAGCUGCACCGUCAAUGUGCUGAAUUUUUACAAAGAAAAGAAGAGGGAAGACAUUUACAUCCGGUACUUGUACAAGUUGCGGGACUUACACCUGGACUGUGAGAACUACACAGAGGCUGCCUACACACUGCUGCUGCAUGCUGAAUUACUGGAGUGGUCCGAUAAGCCCUGUGCACCCCAUCUGAUACCCCGAGACGGGAAACACAUGUGCUUCCAGCAGGAGCUGAAAGAGAGGCUAUUCCAGGAGAUCAUAUGUUACCUGGACAAGGGCAAGAUGUGGGAAAAGGCAAUUGAGCUGAGCAAACAACUGGCCAAGAUGCACGAGACCCAUAUGUUUGACUUCAUGGAGCUCAGCCAGUUGCUGAAACAACAAGCACAGUUUUUUGAGAACAUCAUGCACACCCUACGGCCUCAGCCUGAGUACUAUGCAGUGGGAUAUUACGGCCUUGGAUUCCCUUCUUUCCUCAGGAACAAGGUUUUCAUCUAUCGAGGCAAAGAGUAUGAAUGGCUUGAAGGCUUCAGUUUAAGACUGCUCUCUCAGUUCCCCAAUGCAGUUCGGAUGACCAGCACAUCGCCCCCUGGGGACAACAUCUGUAACUCUCCUGGACAGCAUAUCCAGUGUUUUACUGUCAAACCAGUUCUCAGUGUGCCACAACAGUUUAAGGACAAAGGAGUUCCAGAGCAGAUACUAAACUACUACAGAACCAAUGAAGUGGACCAGUUUCAUUACUCCAAGGCCUUCUGGAAGGGUGAAAAGGAGCCAGACAAUGAAUUUGCUACCAUGUGGAUUGAGAGAACAACCUUUAUUACUGCCUAUCGCUUCCCAGGAAUUCUGAAAUGGUUUGAAGUCAAAUCUGUCUCUGUGGAGGAGAUCAGUCCUUUGGGGAAUGCCAUAGAAAUCAUGGAGGCGGCCAAUGAAAAGCUUAGUAACCUCGUGCAACAGCAAGCCUGUGAUCCCUCUCUGUCCAUCAAUCCUCUGUCCAUGAUGCUCAGCGGCAUUGUUGACCCUGCUGUCAUGGGAGGCUUCUCCAACUAUGAGAAGGCAUUCUUCACAGACACCUACAUCCAAGAGCACCCAGAGGACCAAGGACAGAUUGAGGUUCUCAAACACCUCAUUGCUCUGCAGAUACCCCUGUUGGCAGAAGGCAUUCGAGUCCAUGGGGAGAAGACAACAGAGCAGCUGAAGCCCCUUUCACAACGCUUGGUCACUUGCUUCAAAGGACCUUCGUGCAAAAGUAGAGAGUGCACUUGUGGCGUUAUAACCUUGCCCUGCUCGCUCACUAUGAGGAACACGAGCCGUGUGGGCUCCAUGGUGAUGCCCUACAUCAUGUCCUCCACCCUGCGGCGCAUGUCCACUGUGUCCACCCUGUCCAACACCUCGUCAGGCCUUUCAAGUGGCUCUGCAUCUUCAGACGGGCCUUCCUACGUUUCUUCCCAAGAUGACUGCAGAGACUUUUUGUCCCGCUCGGAGGAGGACAACAGGAUCAGCAGAAAGAACAGGAAGGAGUGGAGUGUCAGUAAGUCCCAGCUGCUGCUAGAGAGGCAGUUGGAUGUAGAUGAGACGCUUCCAGAGAGGCAGCAGAGGCCAAAGAGUUUACAGUUAGGAGAUCGCCGUCUGCCGCUCUCCCUGUUACAAGGUGCUUCAUCCCAGCUGAACCUGUCCAACCCCCUCAGCCCUCUGCCCGCCUCUUCACACACACCGUGCAGCUCCAGCUAUUCCUCACUUCUCAGCGACAGUGAUGUCAACACCAUCGACACCCCAGGGACGCCCCCACCCAUGCCUCCAAAGAAACACCCGCACGACUUUGACAACCAGCAGCUUCCUUCAGACUUCGCUCCUCAGCUGCCACUGAAAUCUGACAGCAAGCCUCCUCCGCCGCCUCCCAAAACACGGAAGUCGAUGUUCCCCUCAUACGAGCACAGCCCCCAGUAAGGACACGCCCACGCACCAGCCUCAAACGUUCACUCAGUCCCUCAGUUGACUGUGAUGAAAGCACAUUUUUCAGGGAAUAAAUACACAACCGUCUAUGAGGGAUCUGUACCACAUUUUUAGCAGUAAAAAAAAAAAAAUAAUAAUAAUAAUAAUUAUGCUGUAUAUUGCUAAUAAUUCAAUAAUUCCACAUGACGUCUGUUUUGUUUUACACCUUAAUGACGACUGUGUUUG
Messenger RNA from Thalassophryne amazonica, 2889 nucleotides. RefSeq names its product dedicator of cytokinesis protein 5-like. Lineage: Eukaryota; Metazoa; Chordata; Actinopteri; Batrachoidiformes; Batrachoididae. Gene Ontology annotation, biological process: cell migration; small GTPase-mediated signal transduction. Gene Ontology annotation, molecular function: guanyl-nucleotide exchange factor activity; small GTPase binding. Gene Ontology annotation, cellular component: cytoplasm; plasma membrane. The record is from RefSeq and is a predicted model, not a curated record.